Molecule: messenger RNA, 1047 nt
Organism: Rhipicephalus sanguineus (brown dog tick)
Lineage: Eukaryota; Metazoa; Arthropoda; Arachnida; Ixodida; Ixodidae
Product: protein TsetseEP
Exons: 4
Coding region: 45-1010 (321 amino acids)
Source: RefSeq, a predicted model, not a curated record
CGGCCCACCCGCCUCCUGUUCACUCAGGACAAGGAUUUCUCGCAAUGUACGCCACACUACUGCUCGCGCUCCUCCUGGGAGCAGUAGCAUUUGCCAACUCUGAAGAGACUCACAAAUGGCCAAGCUGGAAUAACUACGGCAAAGGAGGUGCAAGAUGUGCAAGAGCAUUUGAUCUCCAACUGCCCUUCCGAGUGCGGUGUCGGUAUCUCUGCAAAGGAUGGCCAGUCCGUGCUGUUAACGAACCUGACGGAGAGCCUUGCGCUGCUCUCUUUCGUGGAACUGGAAAGUGCCAGAACGGACGCUGCGUUGUAGGUAGUUCGACAUGGUCCGUCUCCAGGCCAGACACGGAAUUGGCCGGGAGGGGAGGAACCGAACCCACCCCAGAAACAAGCACAGAGCCCCAGGGUGGAAGCGAAGCCGAAGGAGAACAACCUGUCACUGAGGCAGCGCCAGAAAACCCCGUCGAUGUGGGCACAACUGCGCCAGAAGCACCUGCUGAGCCCGAACCUGUCCCUGAACCUGAAGAGCAACCUGGAGUGCAGCCCGAGACGCAGCCUGAAUUGGCUUCGGCACCCGAGGGAAGCGACGCUUCGAGCGACGAAACGGCACCAGCAGCGGAAGCAGAACCGGCUCCUCAACAGGAGGAAGCCCAGCCUGAAGCGCAACCUGAGGUCACGCCAGAACCUCAACCCGAAGCACAGCCUGAUGCCCAGCCGGAGCCUGAAGCGCAGCCACAGCCAAAAGGAGAGCCCCAGCCAGAAGCACAACCUGAACCACAACCCGAAGCGCAACCAGAGCCACAGCCUGAACAACAGCCAGAGGCGCAGCCUCAGCCAGAGCCUGAAGCGCAACCCGACGGCUCACUCGAAGCACAACCCGAACAGCCAGCGGCGCAGCCUGCGGAAGCACCGGUCGAACAACCACAACUUGCGCCAGAAGGCCAACCAGGCGGCGCUCCCCAGCCCGAGCCGCAACCAGGCGGCUACGUUGAAAACGAGGUUCCUCAAUAAAAGAACAGUUUCAUAACUGUUAGGUAACGUUCAGAGA